AUGGCUGUAAAUAUUGAACUUAGCGGUAUACAGCUGUUCGAUUCAACUGGAGAUUCAACUAGUGUGUCUCCCAGAUGGAAGCGAUGGCGAAAGUCAUUUCAGUUUUUCGUCGAAGCAAAGGGUAUCGAAGAAGGAAAGCAGAAGAAAGCCCUUCUCCACUGUGCUGGCGUGGACGCGCAAGAAAUAUUUGAAGCUUUGGACAACUCUAAAGCCGGGGGGUAAACAGUAAAACCAGUAAGACCAGUAAGACUGAUGAUGAAUAUGAAAUUGCUUUGAAAAUUUUAGACGAAUAUUUCUCACACAUCAUUAGAUAAUCAUAACAUUUCGGCCAAUGACAUGGUGUAAUUUACAUCACGUGUAUCUAUCUGGAUACCCCGUCUAGACCAGGACAUUAAUUACUUCAUGUGGUGAGGGCUUUGAAGUUUGAAUAAUAGGGAAAUUGAGGGGUAAACAAAAGAUUAUGCAAAUAUAUUUAAUUGCUAUGUUUAGAAUUAUUUCUUGUAUUUAAAAAUAACUUCUAAAUACACAAAAACAUUAAAUCACACUUCAAACAACAAAAUAUGUUGCUUUUUUAAUCACACUAACAAUAAUACACAUACAAUUGACUAUAGUAUUACUUAUUUACGGCAAAUAAAAUGUUAAAGGAACAGUUAGUGAAUGUACUGUUCGACAAAACAAACUUUUCGGCGAUAGUACGUCGCUGCACCUCUUUAUCUUUAUCGCUAUUGUUUUCUAUGACAAAGUUGCCUAAUCUUAACUGUCUGUGUUCACAUAAUAUAUAUACAUUUGUGCAAACCAAACUUUGAGCAGUUUUGUCUCCCAGCAAGCCUUUUGACCACAGCAAUCCUCUUCAUCAUCUGUAAUAGCUACUUUCUCUCGUCUUGUACGCUUCUCCGCAAUCGAUUGGCCUUCCCGGUUGGUGGCUUUCAUUUCACUAUCCAGCACUCUUCUGAACGUCUGGAAACUGAGUAAUACACAUGCUUAUACAUUACAAUUAAUUAAACUAAACCAAUAAUUAAAAAUGAACAAAUUCAACCUACCAGUGAUUGUUAGCAUUGAACAUGUUAGCUUCAGCCCGGCCAUUUUCGUCUAGAUGUCGCUUCAACGAGCAUAUAAUUUGGCAUACUGUACGCCCGGGAUAUGGCUUGCCAUCCUUGUCGCAAACUUCUUGAACAAGUUUGAUAAGCCAGAAGUUUGACGUUCUUGCCGUCAUUGAACACAAUUCUGUCAUCACAUUUUGCAAAUUCUGCAAAUCUAAGCAGAAUAAAGCCUAAAGGUAGAAGGUCCAGGAAAGUAAGUAGAGGAAUUAACUCUGUAGACUAUGAUGAUGAGUAUGCUUUUACUGUCUGUGCGAAUGAAAAAUCAAAUUCAAUGGGAUUAAUAGACAUUAAUGUUGGGGGAUUAACAUUAGAAACUUUAUGAUUGACUCGGGAUCUAGUUGCAAUAUCAUAGAUUAAGAUACAUGCGAAUUUUUAAAAAAUAAUGUGGUGAAAUGUAAGUCCCAGAAAUCAGCGGGAAAUGAAUAUGCAUAUGGGUCAACAACACCACUUAAAACUCUUGGUAAAUUCCAGACUAACAUUGUAUAUUGUAACACAGUGACUGAAGCUGAGUUUAUAGUUUUAGAUGGAACAGGACGACCAUUAUUAGCUAGGCUGUUCAAAUGCAAAACAGUUAGGUGUACUGAAGAUGGGACAUACAAUAUAAGUUUCCAGAAUGUUUUCAGGGUGUGGAAAAAUUGAAAGAUUUUGAAGUGAAGAUCCAUAUAUAUUGAUCCUGAAGUUAGACCUGUUGCGCAGAGUCCACGACGAAUACCUUUCGGAUUGAGGAAGAAAGUUGAAGAUAAGUUGACUGAGUUACUGGAUACAGACAUUAUUGAGAAAGCAGAAGCACCAACACCUUGGGUAAGUCCAGUUUGUAUUGUUCCUAAACCUUCAGGCGAAAUAAGGCUAUGUGUUGAUAUGAGAAGGGCUAAUGAAGCAAUUCAGAGGGAAAAGCACCCAAUACCUACCAUGGCUGAAGUACUUCUGGACAUGAAUCAAAGUACAGGGGUUUCCAUCAAAUUGAAUUGGAAGAAGACUCUAGAGCAAUAA
Molecule: messenger RNA, 2090 nt
Organism: Paramuricea clavata
Lineage: Eukaryota; Metazoa; Cnidaria; Anthozoa; Malacalcyonacea; Plexauridae
Source: the annotation of a GenBank genome assembly